GAGACACAGAUACUCACGACAACACACUUAAGUCUGUUUGCGCGUCCGCUAUCCGUAACCCUCAUCACAAGGAGUUUGCCUCUCACGCAGGGGGAAGCAUCUUCUCAUUGCUACUCGCCGAACGUGUAGACCUUGGCCAGCGUCGUUUCACCGUCGACGUCCUCGCUGCACCUGGGCACCUGGGCAGCUGCGCCAGACAUAGUCGAUACCAACCUAUCCCGCCUUCGUACCACUGCUCUUUCUCUUUCCCCGCUCCGGCGGGCUAUGGAAAAGGCUCGCAAAGGCUGGCUUGAGGACUCCAUUUGUGGAGAUUUGCUUCUAGGCGUGCACUGGUUACAGGAGCGCAUCCAGAGUCGCAUAGACGGCGUCAAGCAGGAACCAGACCAAACCUGGUCUGCUGUCUACCAGGACGACGGGAGUUGCUUAACCAUCGAUCCAGCCCCUACCAGCCAGGAACGUCGGGUCCGCAUCAUUGAGGCCUCGCCUUUGACUCUCUCGGACGGACACACAUCCAUUCGAGCCAUCUUCGCCCCUGCCUGCAUCCCCAAGCUUCCGGCGUGGUCCAACGACCUCCAACUCACUGACAGACGCGUGGGAAGCACCCUGUCACUGCGCAAUUACGCUGUUAGGUGUACGUCGUACGGCCCUCCUGCCGAUAAAUUGCAUCUUGUUCUACACGCUGUUGACUGGCAUCGUGGUCGUCAUGUCAGGACCGUUGGAACACCCGAUCCCGUUACAUCGCUUGCACCAUUCAAAGCUCUUCUGGCUAGGCUAACUGAUGUAAGAGUGCAGGGACAUAGAAAGUACGUGUAUGAAGAUCGGGAUUCGAGCGUCAUGUCAAGCAGCUCGCUGGAGGAUUCGCAAAGCUCGCAGAAGUUCGCCACUCAGAUGCCUCCAGUCUCGGUGAGAGGCCGACAAGGGAACGCAGGCGUACAACAACGUGCUCAAUCCAUCACCGAUACUGGCCGUCAGCAAUCUGAGCCUGCGCUUCGUCGGAGUGGACAGCCCGCAAGGCCUGGAAGGCCUGACCCUGGUCUGCUGAGUCUGCUCGACAAUCACGCACGCCAUGGUAACCCCCAGAGAGCGCAGAGUUUGGCCCAAACACCCCUCCAGCCGCAAAAUCACUCCUUGGACGAGACCUCAUCGCCGCCUAUGCAACAGGUGGAUGUAAGAACAUCAGAGGGCAGGCGCGUCGAGAGUGCCAGCAACCCAGAUGUGACAAGGAAUCCGACAUCUUCCCAGGCCAAACCAGAGUGGUUAGCUGGAUGGGUGUUUGAUGUUACCGCCGCAACAGUAGCAGACGAACAAAAGGACUGUCUUCUCAGACCCGAGGCGUGGCACAAACCUCCACCGGGCGUACAGAGCUCGGUCAUCAACAUCCCAAUCGAGAUCCAGAAGCAGAUCGAAGAUCAUUUCAAUAGGCGCCAACCACCCGCCGAACACGAUUGCGACUCCAGUUAUGACCCGGGCAUCUCAGUCGCUGAAGACGGCCAAAUCCAUGGACAGCCAAGCGUAUCCGUUGAUCGAGAGGACCAAAUCCAGAGUCAACUAAGUCACAUCAGUCUGGAUGAGAGAGAAACUACCUGGUCACCAUCUCCUCCCCGGUCUCCAAAGCAAACCCAUCGACCUAGCGAAGCACUGCCUCCAGAUUCGACACUUGGUAGCACUGUUGAUGCAACCCCGAAGAAAGACGUGCGACCCGACCUACCACUCAAUCCUCCUUCGGCCAGCAUUGCAGGUAAGACUCCUUCAGGUAGCACCGGGCCGUCCCUAUCUAAUGGAAGCGCCAACGGCGCUGGGUCAUCUCCUCUCGGGAACAACGUUGCAAGCCCACAAUCUCCUUUCUCAUUGGUCAGGCCCAGGAACAAUGUGUCAAGGCCAAACGCCGUGCCGCCUGGAUCUUCUUUGCUUGGUCGUCCCCUUCGUUCCGAUCCCGAUGACGAGGAAGACAUGGAAGUAAGUGUCCCUCUUGCUCUGGGAGAGGACCUUGCAGAAGAAAAUGCGGGAUUUCCGAUAGUGCUACCCAACCGUGCCGUUCAGAGUAAACCGUACCAUCGGCCACAGCCUAUCGCCCAUGUCCAAGAAACGCUAGAAGCGCGACAGCCAGGUUCCGCACCAGCAUUGGGAGCGGAACUACAUCCAUCUCUCCCACAGGGUUUUAAUGGCGCGUCGGAACAUACUAGUAAUGUUCGCUCGAUAGCGAGAACGGUGCGGUCCCGAAAGGGAGCUUCUCAGUACCUUGAGAGCUACUUGCUUCGAAGUGACCUGGAAGAGCUACUCGAGCAGUAUGGUCUCCCAAUAACAUACCAUGACGGAAAACCGAUGAUAAUGAAGGACAUGGUCCGUAGCUUGGCAGGCAAAAUACCCCUACAACCAGGAAGAGGACCAUCUGUUGUGCGCAGGGGUGCCAUGUCUGCCAUUCUCUUGUCCGAUUCGGAUGAGGAAAUGGAAGACGUUCAAGUACAGGUGGAACGAUCGUCACCAGCUGCAUCAUUGCCUGAAGGGACAAAUCUGGCAACCGGCGCAACGGGUGGUGGCCAACAGCGGCACGACGGCGCUCGUCAGCCUAGUGGUGGUGUUCAAGAUCCACCGAGGCCUGAACUCACAGCGCCACGCCCCGAUGACUUCCCCGUCAAGAGAAAAUCAGACAGUUCGCCGUCAAGACUGGACGCCCGUCGACCAAAAAGGCGAGAGAUCAGUGUGAAGAACUUUGGCAGCAGCCCCUCUCGCCCCCGACCGCGUGCAGAGCCGGGGCAUAGCGAGUUAGGACGAAUAGUCCAAGUUCCAGCAACACAGGUCCUGUCCCCAAACCCCGCUCCAAAAGCCGCAAAUACGGGUCUAAAAGCAACCGAAAAUGCGGCUUCCAAUCUGGCUCCAGAGGUUGUUUCAAGCGCCCCUCCAAGCAUUACAGGGCACACUGGCACUCAUCAAGUGCAAGCAAUCAGCAAGGCACCCCUCCCGCUACCCGAAGAUCGUCUUGGCUUCGAUUCCAGCCGCGAUACUAGAGCGUCAUUUGCUCUCCGUUGCCGCUUGGAAGAUGAUUUACCUGGCUCUACGACAACCGUCUUUGCCAAGUUCAAGCUCGCUUAUCCAGACUAUACCGGCAAUAAGAAACAUUUCAUCAACCAGUGCAAUGACAUCUACCAGUUAGAUCUCGAGGAUAAGAUGGUUGGAACAUACCUAUGGGAUGACUACCUGAUCCGAAAUCGGACAGACUACAAAGACUACGUUAACAAGGCGAUGGACGAAGGGGAGCGAUACGAACCUUAUCUCAGGUUCUUUAAACAGUCCGUUCGGGUCCCUCGCUACACAAAGGAGAUUCUUUCCAGCCCCAACAUGGUGUACCAGGCAUUACUUGAGCUUGGGGAGGAUCCCGAGCAACGAUUCACGGGCCCCAGAUCUUCCUUGUCUCGGAACAUCAGCGUUGCCCGGGGUGCUUUUCAACCACGUCCGUCUUACCCAAGCCUUCCCCAGUUUGAUGGAGCUACUGAUGAAGUUUCUGAGCCUUCGGUCAAGCGUAGGAGGCUUGGGGAACAGGGAGCCUUUGGCCGAUCAAGCUCUGAUCCCCCCGAGGAACACAUGCCGCCAAUGGUACGUUUGAGCAGCGUGCCCGGCAAAAGUGGCAGUGGCGACAGCGAAAGGAUUAGCACUGGAAACGCUUUUGGGGACUGUAUCCUUGGGGAGCAGAAGAUGACGUCGAUCACUGGUUCCGUCCAGGAAGACAUAACCCUGAAAUGGCCCGCCAGUGUUGCAAAUCGGCCUUCUCUACCAAAACGCCCCGAGCUGGAUGUAUUGGCUUGGAAGGAUUACCUGUGAG
Messenger RNA from Westerdykella ornata, 3817 nucleotides. RefSeq lists its product as uncharacterized. The record is from RefSeq and is a predicted model, not a curated record. NCBI's taxonomy places the organism in Eukaryota, Fungi, Ascomycota, Dothideomycetes, Pleosporales, Sporormiaceae. The coding region runs from base 265 to 3816 and encodes 1183 amino acids. The transcript is spliced from 4 exons.